Molecule: messenger RNA, 8091 nt
Organism: Suricata suricatta (meerkat)
Lineage: Eukaryota; Metazoa; Chordata; Mammalia; Carnivora; Herpestidae
Gene: KALRN
Product: kalirin RhoGEF kinase
Exons: 48
Coding region: 41-7204 (2387 amino acids)
Biological process (GO): axon guidance; intracellular signal transduction
Cellular component (GO): postsynaptic density; cytoplasm
Molecular function (GO): guanyl-nucleotide exchange factor activity; protein binding
Source: RefSeq, a predicted model, not a curated record
CUCGGCCGACCCCGGCUGCCCGCGGACGCCUCCCCCAGUCAUGAACCCCCCGGAGGGGGCAGCGGAGGAAGGAGGAGCAGCCGACUCGGACGUAGACGCCUUUUUCCGGACAGGAUCUUUUCGGAAUGAUGGUUUGAAAGCUUCUGAUGUCCUUCCCAUCCUAAAGGAAAAAGUGGCCUUCGUGUCUGGGGGCCGUGAUAAGCGAGGUGGACCCAUUCUGACCUUCCCUGCUCGAAGCAAUCAUGACAGAAUAAGACAGGAAGACCUGCGGAAACUUGUGACCUAUUUGGCCAGUGUGCCAAGUGAGGACGUGUGCAAACGUGGCUUCACCGUCAUCAUCGACAUGCGGGGCUCCAAGUGGGACCUCAUCAAGCCCCUCCUCAAGACCCUGCAGGAAGCCUUUCCAGCUGAGAUCCAUGUGGCCCUCAUCAUCAAACCCGACAACUUCUGGCAAAAACAGAAGACCAACUUUGGCAGCUCCAAAUUCAUCUUUGAGACAAGCAUGGUGUCCGUGGAGGGCCUCACGAAGCUGGUGGACCCCUCCCAGCUGACCGAGGAGUUUGAUGGCUCCCUGGACUACAACCACGAAGAGUGGAUCGAGCUGCGGCUCUCGCUGGAGGAGUUCUUCAACAGCGCGGUGCACCUGCUCUCACGCCUUGAGGACCUACAGGAGAUGCUGGCCCGGAAGGAGUUCCCCGUGGAUGUGGAAGGCUCACGGCGGCUCAUUGACGAGCACACGCAGCUCAAGAAGAAGGUGCUGAAGGCCCCUGUGGAGGAACUGGACCGGGAGGGGCAGCGGCUGCUGCAGUGUAUCCGCUGCAGUGACGGCUUCUCAGGGCGCAACUGCAUCCCAGGCAGCGCUGACUUCCAGAGCCUGGUGCCCAAGAUCACCAGCCUCCUGGACAAGCUGCACUCCACCCGGCAGCACCUGCACCAGAUGUGGCAUGUGCGCAAGCUCAAGUUGGACCAGUGCUUUCAGCUGCGGCUUUUUGAGCAGGAUGCCGAGAAGAUGUUUGACUGGAUAAGCCACAACAAGGAGUUAUUCCUCCAGAGCCAUACAGAGAUCGGUGUGAGCUACCAGCAUGCCCUGGACCUCCAGACACAGCACAAUCACUUUGCCAUGAACUCCAUGAAUGCUUAUGUCAACAUCAACCGCAUCAUGUCCGUGGCUUCCCGCCUCUCUGAGGCCGGCCAUUAUGCCUCUCAGCAAAUCAAGCAGAUUUCCACACAGCUGGACCAGGAGUGGAAGAGCUUCGCGGCUGCUUUGGAUGAACGGAGUACCAUCCUCGCCAUGUCUGCCGUAUUCCACCAGAAGGCUGAGCAGUUCCUGUCAGGAGUGGACGCCUGGUGCAAGAUGUGCAGCGAGGGUGGCCUGCCAUCCGAGAUGCAGGACCUGGAGCUGGCAAUCCAUCAUCACCAGUCCUUGUAUGAGCAGGUGACCCAGGCCUACACGGAGGUCAGCCAAGAUGGCAAAGCACUGCUGGAUGUGCUGCAGCGUCCCCUGAGUCCUGGGAACUCUGAGUCCCUCACGGCCACUGCCAACUACUCCAAGGCGGUGCACCAGGUGCUGGACGUGGUGCAUGAGGUGCUGCACCACCAGCGGCGGCUUGAGAGCAUCUGGCAGCACCGCAAGGUGCGGCUCCACCAGCGGCUGCAGCUCUGUGUCUUCCAGCAGGACGUGCAACAGGUGUUAGAUUGGAUUGAAAACCAUGGUGAGGCCUUUCUCAGCAAACACACUGGAGUUGGGAAGUCCCUGCAUCGAGCCCGGGCCCUGCAGAAGAGGCAUGAUGACUUUGAAGAGGUGGCUCAGAAUACCUACACCAAUGCGGACAAGCUCCUAGAGGCUGCAGAGCAGCUGGCUCAGACGGGGGAAUGUGACCCCGAGGAGAUCUACAAGGCAGCUCGUCACCUGGAGGUGCGCAUCCAGGACUUUGUGCGCAGGGUGGAACAGCGGAAGCUUCUCCUGGACAUGUCUGUCUCCUUCCACACACACACCAAAGAGUUGUGGACAUGGAUGGAAGACCUUCAGAAGGAGAUGCUGGAGGACGUCUGUGCAGACUCAGUGGAUGCGGUCCAGGAACUGAUCAAGCAGUUCCAGCAGCAGCAGACCGCCACUCUGGAUGCCACACUCAAUGUCAUCAAGGAAGGCGAAGACCUUAUCCAGCAGCUCAGGUCAGCGCCUCCCUCCCUGGGGGAGCCCAGCGAGGCCAGGGACUCGGCUGUGUCCAACAACAAGACACCCCACAGCAGCUCCAUCAGCCACAUUGAGUCCGUCCUGCAGCAGCUGGACGAUGCCCAGGUACAGAUGGAGGAGCUGUUUCACGAGCGGAAGAUCAAGCUGGACAUCUUCCUGCAGCUGCGCAUCUUCGAGCAAUACACCAUUGAGGUGACAGCAGAGCUAGACGCGUGGAAUGAAGACUUGCUCCGGCAGAUGAAUGACUUCAACACGGAGGAUCUGACGCUGGCAGAGCAGCGGCUGCAGCGCCACACAGAGCGGAAGCUGGCCAUGAACAACAUGACCUUCGAGGUUAUCCAGCAGGGUCAGGAUCUGCACCAGUACAUCAUGGAGGUCCAGGCCUCAGGAAUUGAGUUAAUCUGUGAGAAAGACCUCGAUCUGGCAGCCCAGGUACAAGAGCUACUGGAGUUUCUCCAUGAGAAGCAGCACGAAUUGGAGCUCAACGCAGAGCAGACCCACAAGCGGUUAGAGCAGUGCCUCCAGCUGCGGCACCUGCAGGCCGAGGUCAAACAGGUGAGCCUGGCCCCACAUCUUCCUCCCUUGGUCUGGGCUGCCCACCCCCUGCUCCUGGGACCGGGUCUUAGUUAUUAUGUUGUUAUUUAUUAUAAUGCACAAAAUUGUCCUCCGUGCUCCACUUCUCCGGAUCAGUGCUCAACCAGAGCCCUCAGGCGUUGUGCUAAUGACCUGUCCUUGGCGCAGUCCCUCUUUCAUGCCACUUCCUUGCAGAAGACGCACCAGAGCGCCCUGCAGGUACAGCAGAAAGCUGAGGCUCUGCUCCAGGCCGGCCACUAUGAUGCCGACGCCAUCCGGGAAUGUGCCGAGAAGGUGGCCCUCCACUGGCAGCAGCUCAUGCUGAAGAUGGAAGACCGGCUCAAACUAGUCAAUGCCUCCGUGGCAUUUUAUAAAACUUCUGAACAGGUCUGCAGUGUCCUGGAAAGUUUAGAGCAAGAAUACCGGAGAGAUGAGGACUGGUGUGGCGGACGAGACAAACCAGGACCCGCAGCAGAGAUGGACCACGUCAUCCCACUCAUCAGUAAACACUUGGAACAAAAGGAGGCCUUUCUCAAGGCUUGUACCCUGGCACGGCGGAAUGCUGAAGUGUUUCUCAAGUACAUCCACAGGAACAACGUCAGCAUGCCUAGUGCCGCCAGCCACACGCGGGGACCUGAGCAGCAAGUGAAAGCCAUCUUGAGCGAGCUCUUACAGAGGGAGAAUCGUGUCCUGCACUUCUGGACCUUGAAGAAGCGGCGGUUAGACCAGUGCCAGCAAUAUGUGGUGUUUGAGCGCAGUGCUAAGCAGGCACUGGACUGGAUCCAAGAAACUGGUGAAUAUUACCUCUCAACACAUACCUCCCCCGGAGAGACCACAGAGGAAACUCAGGAACUGCUGAAAGAGUAUGGAGAGUUCAGGGUGCCUGCCAAGCAAACAAAGGAGAAGGUGAAGCUUCUGAUUCAACUGGCUGAUAGCUUUGUGGAAAAAGGCCACAUUCAUGCCACAGAGAUCAGGAAAUGGGUGACCACAGUGGACAAGCACUACAGAGAUUUCUCCUUGAGGAUGGGAAAGUACCGAUAUUCCCUGGAGAAAGCCCUCGGUGUCAACACAGAGGACAACAAGGACUUGGAGCUGGACAUCAUCCCAGCAAGCCUUUCAGAUCGUGAGGUCAAGCUACGGGACGCCAACCAUGAAGUCAACGAAGAGAAGCGGAAGUCAGCCCGGAAGAAAGAAUUCAUUAUGGCUGAACUACUGCAGACAGAGAAGGCUUAUGUAAGGGACUUACAUGAGUGCUUAGAGACCUACCUGUGGGAAAUGACCAGUGGCGUGGAGGAGAUACCCCCUGGGAUCCUUAAUAAAGAGCAUAUCAUCUUUGGCAACAUCCAGGAAAUCUACGAUUUUCAUAACAACAUUUUCCUCAAAGAGCUGGAGAAGUACGAGCAGCUGCCUGAGGACGUGGGACACUGCUUUGUUACCUGGGCAGACAAAUUUCAGAUGUACGUUACCUACUGUAAAAACAAGCCCGAUUCUAACCAGCUGAUCCUGGAGCAUGCAGGCACCUUCUUUGACGAGAUACAGCAGCGGCAUGGUCUGGCCAACUCCAUCUCUUCCUACCUAAUCAAGCCCGUCCAGAGGAUCACCAAGUACCAGCUGCUCCUGAAGGAACUUUUAACUUGCUGUGAAGAAGGGAAGGGAGAGCUCAAGGAUGGCCUGGAGGUGAUGCUCAGUGUCCCAAAGAAAGCCAAUGAUGCCAUGCAUGUCAGCAUGCUGGAAGGGUUCGACGAGAACCUGGAUGUGCAGGGAGAGCUGAUUCUCCAGGAUGCCUUCCAAGUGUGGGACCCAAAGUCGCUGAUCCGGAAGGGGCGAGAGCGGCACUUGUUCCUCUUUGAGAUCUCCUUGGUUUUUAGCAAGGAGAUCAAAGACUCUUCAGGACACACGAAAUAUGUUUACAAGAACAAGCUACUGACCUCAGAGCUGGGUGUGACCGAGCACGUAGAAGGUGAUCCCUGCAAAUUCGCCUUGUGGUCUGGGCGCACCCCCUCCUCAGACAAUAAAACAGUGCUGAAAGCCUCCAACAUAGAGACCAAGCAGGAGUGGAUCAAGAACAUUCGAGAGGUGAUUCAAGAGAGGAUCAUCCACCUGAAAGGAGCUUUAAAAGAGCCAAUUCAACUCCCCAAAACACCAGCCAAACAGAGGAACAAUAGUAAGAGGGAUGGAGUGGAGGAUGUUGACAGCCAGGGGGAUGGAAGCAGCCAGCCAGACACCAUCUCCAUUGCCUCUAGGACCUCUCAGAAUACAGUGGACAGUGACAAGCUCUCUGGCGGAUGUGAGUUGACCGUGGUCCUCCAGGACUUCAAUGCGGGCCACAGCAGCGAGCUGACCAUCCAGGCGGGACAGACGGUGGAGCUGCUGGAGCGGCCCAGUGAGCGGCCGGGCUGGUGUCUGGUCCGCACCACAGAGCGGAGCCCCCCCCAGGAGGGCCUGGUCCCCAGCAGCGCCCUGUGCAUCUCCCAUUCCCGAAGCAGCGUGGAGAUGGACUGCUUCUUCCCCCUGGUGAAAGAUGCAUACUCCCAUUCCUCAAGCGAAAAUGGAGGCAAGUCUGAGUCAGUGGCCAACCUGCAGUCUCAGCCCUCCCUGAACUCCAUCCACAGCUCGCCCGGUCCCAAGCGUUCCACUAACACCCUGAAGAAGUGGCUGACGAGCCCCGUGCGCCGGCUCAACAGCGGGAAAGCAGAUGGAAACAUCAAGAAGCAGAAGAAAGUGAGAGAUGGCCGGAAGAGCUUCGACCUGGGAUCCCCCAAGCCUGGGGAUGAGACAACCCCGCAGGGAGACAGUGCAGAUGAGUCCUCCUCUUUGCUAGCAGCCCGGCAGGCUUCCACUGAAGUACCUUCUGCUGCAGACCUUGUCAGUGCAAUAGAACAAUUGGUCAAAAGCAAGCUGAGUCUAGAAGGAGGCUCAUACCGGGGAAGCCUGAAAGACCCUGCAGGCUGCCUGAAUGAGGGGAUGACCCCACCCACACCUCCUAGAAACCUGGAAGAAGAACAGAAAGCCAAAGCCCUGAGAGGCAGGAUGUUUGUCUUGAAUGAGCUGGUGCAGACAGAAAAGGACUAUGUCAAAGAUCUGGGGAUAGUGGUGGAGGGCUUCAUGAAGAGAAUAGAAGAAAAGGGUGUCCCUGAGGACAUGCGAGGGAAGGAUAAAAUCGUGUUUGGAAAUAUUCACCAGAUUUACGACUGGCAUAAGGAUUUUUUCCUGGCUGAACUGGAAAAAUGUAUCCAGGAGCAAGACAGGCUGGCACAGCUCUUCAUCAAACACGAGCGGAAGCUGCACAUCUACGUGUGGUACUGCCAGAACAAGCCGCGCUCCGAGUACCUCGUCGCAGAGUACGACGCUUACUUUGAAGAGGUGAAACAGGAGAUAAAUCAAAGGCUGACACUUAGCGACUUCCUUAUCAAGCCAAUUCAGAGAAUCACAAAAUACCAGUUGCUCCUCAAGGACUUCCUGAGAUACAGUGAGAAGGCUGGUUUGGAGUGUUCAGAUAUCGAGAAAGCGGUGGAGUUAAUGUGCCUUGUUCCAAAACGCUGCAAUGACAUGAUGAAUCUGGGACGCCUGCAGGGCUUCGAGGGCACCCUGACUGCCCAGGGGAAGCUGCUGCAGCAGGACACGUUCUAUGUGAUCGAGCUGGAUGCAGGCAUGCAGUCCCGGACCAAGGAGAGGCGCGUGUUCCUCUUUGAGCAAAUCGUCAUCUUCAGUGAGCUGCUAAGGAAGGGAUCUCUCACCCCGGGCUACAUGUUCAAAAGGAGCAUCAAGAUGAAUUACUUGGUCCUGGAGGAGAACGUGGACAAUGACCCCUGUAAGUUUGCGCUCAUGAACAGGGAGACUUCGGAGAGGGUCAUCCUGCAAGCCGCCAACGCGGACAUCCAGCAGGCCUGGGUGCAGGACAUCAAUCAAGUCUUAGAAACACAGCGAGACUUCCUAAAUGCACUACAGUCACCCAUUGAGUAUCAGCGGAAAGAAAGGAGCACAGCCGUGAUGAGGUCCCAGCCAUCUAGGGCUCCCCAAGCCAGCCCCAGGCCCUACUCCUCUGUCCCCGGGGCCUCUGACAAGCCUCCAAAGGGCUCCAGCUAUAACCCGCCUCUGCCACCCCUGAAGAUAUCUACCUCCAAUGGCAGUCCAGGGUUUGACUAUCACCAGCCUGGGGACAAGUUUGAGGCCAGCAAGGGCGACCUGGGGAGCUGCAAUGGGACCUCGUCUAUGGCCGUGAUCAAAGAUUACUAUGCACUGAAGGAGAACGAAAUCUGUGUGAGCCAAGGUGAGGUGGUCCAGGUCCUCGCCGUCAACCAGCAGAACAUGUGCCUGGUGUACCAGCCUGCCAGCGACCGCUCCCCCGCGGCUGAGGGCUGGGUCCCGGGCAGCGUCCUGGCACCCCUCACCAAAGCCACCGCGGCAGCAGAAAGUAGUGACGGAAGCAUCAAGUAAGUGCCUCGUUGGCUUCCCUGGGAGAGGAGUGUGUGGAUUAGAAAAUCAAAACCAAACAAAGAACACAAAAAUGCAAACACAUGCUAGGGAACUGGCGCGGCUUGUUCUCGACAGUGCCACCGGAGCCAAUGUCUGAGGGCUGGACCGCACGCGGCGCGGGGCGUCCAGGCCCGGGUGUCCGGCUUCCUUGUGCUUGCUGACGGUAGUGGCUGUGGGGUUUUUUUCCCCUUUUGGUUUAUAAUUUUCUGUUCGUUUUUCUUCCUUCCCUUCCCCCAUUAAGAAAAGAACCCUCCUGAAACCCUAGAUGACAAAAGGCAUGCCUUCCGUUGCUCCAUUUGACCCACCACAGGAUCCACUGGACUGGACUUUAUUUAUAUUGUAUUAAGUUACUGAUAUAUAUAAAUUUUUUUGAUUGACACCAAAAAAUUACCUUAGCACCAAUGCCAGACCUGUGCAGGUCAGCGGCCCGCUGCUUCUCUUAGGAGAGAGGGAACUUUUUGGUUGUCUAUGGCGAUUCCUCUGUACAGAUUGUACCUUUUUUUUUUUUUAAUUUCUCCCCUCCCCUGUCACUUUAAUAUAUGUUCAUGGUAAUUUGUAAGAUAUUUCUUUUCCUUAUUUUGGUUGCGAAGACCCUUCCGAACACAUUCCUGUAUAAAGUAUUUUGCACUAUUUAAGGAACCCCAUAUGGAUGAAGUCAGGUUGUGCAAUAUAAAUGGAGAGCCACAAUGUUCAUCAUUGUACCUGUAAUGUAACUAAUCAUUUUAAAUGUACUAUUUUAAAUAUGUAAAAUAAAUUUUCACCAUGAGCAUGUUUUAAUGAGGUUAAAGGCUAGUUGACCCUUUUUCCCCUAUUUCACUAUUCUGGGAGUUAUAAAUGUGCAAACAAUU